This is a messenger RNA of Coccinella septempunctata (seven-spotted ladybird), 1385 nucleotides long. RefSeq lists its product as uncharacterized. Lineage: Eukaryota; Metazoa; Arthropoda; Insecta; Coleoptera; Coccinellidae. The record is from RefSeq and is a predicted model, not a curated record. The coding region runs from base 308 to 1021 and encodes 237 amino acids. The transcript has 5 exons.
GAAUCCAAAGGUAACGUUAUUCUGAUUAUAUUCACGUUCUGUAACAGUCCCACGUAAUGAAGUUCAGUAACAGCUCCAAAUCAGAUGAAGAACAAUCUCUGAAUUGUUAAAUUAAUAUUGUAACACCAGAAUGCAGUGGGUUAGUUGAAUAAGGUGAUAGCCUUCGACGACGCUUGUUUCAUCGUUCAACAAGUUUAGUAGUAUGUUCAAUGUCAUUGGAAAUAUCUGAGUUUUGAGUAAGCGAACAGCUAUUGAAUAUAUGGAAUAGACUGAGUGAAUCCAUUUUUUAUGAGGAAAAUAACGAAAUAUGUCGAGGGUACACAAGAACCAUUACAUUGCAUCACCUAGGGUGGACCAUUCUAGGAUAUCUCCUCAUUUGUCAAGAAAUUAUGAAUUUUCGGAUGGGGAAGAGAGUCAACGAGCUAAUACAGACUAUGCAUCCAUGCCUUACAGCCUUCAACAUGAAAUGAGGGAUGAGUCCAGAUAUGAAAAAGAUAGCGGAUAUAACUAUAUUCCUCCCGCACAUUCAUACACAAAUAGAGAUAGAGAAAGUAGUUACGACGCAGGAUCUGAUAUUUAUGUAACAAGUGGAGCCUACAAGACAGCCUCUGAAAUUAGUUCUAGAUAUCAUCCACCAAGUGAGUAUUCACUGCCAAGUAUCAGGGCCCCAUCUGGAGUGAGCUAUGAUAGAAGAAGUCAUAGAUCAGCGGGUGUUAAGCUGGAAGCAUACACAGCACCGAAUCCACUUUGUCCAAACACGAGGGGACUGUGUUGUCUGAUGUUGCUUUUCAAUCUUGCCAUAAUAUUGGUUACAUUAGGAUUUGUUAUUGUUAUUCAAUUCCAUGAUCCCACCAUAGUAUGGAUUCUGGGCAUCAUCUUCGUUAUAUUCGGAUGCCUUACUCUCAUUGGCAGUCUGAUAUUUUGUGUGACAAUAUUCAGAGAAGCGAAGCACCCAAACGAAGUAGACGGUAUUUAUUGGACUAAUCAUUGGCAAAAGAAGUUCGGAACAGUUCCUCCUUAGGUGAUCUUAUGGAAUGGAUGGGAUUGAAAGAAAAGAAUAAACGCACUAAACGCAGAAUCAACAGCGAACCUUGUAUAUAAACUAACGGACAAAUAUAUGUUGAGAAUGUAUAGGAACUAAUAACGACAUAGAAUAUUUCUACGGAUGCUGAAGUAGCUUACCGAGAUUAUUUGAAAAUGACGAGUUCAAUCUUUUGUUCACGAAGAUUAAUAAUGCCAUACCUUUUCUUGAACCUACUGAUGUGUUGGUAUUAACGCGUUCGAAUUGUGACAGCGUUUAAGAAGUAGAAUGAAGAUUAAAACGACGUAAACAUAAGAAAUGAAUACCUACCCAUGUUGUAACAAAAAUAUAUUUUUUGAUGGAA